This is a messenger RNA of Adineta ricciae, 2868 nucleotides long. The record is from the annotation of a GenBank genome assembly. NCBI's taxonomy places the organism in Eukaryota, Metazoa, Rotifera, Eurotatoria, Adinetida, Adinetidae.
AUGAAUAUUCCUCAUGCAGCGUCAAAUCUCAGACGAAAAAUAAAGACUUUUGUUCGAGAUCUAAAUUUGUUUCCAUCAAUUCCUCCAUCUACUGAUGAACAUCAACUUCGUAAUCAACAGAUAUCUACAAGAUUAUUUCUCUUUUGUUUAAUCCUAUCCUUAACUAUUCUCCUUGUCUACAAUUCAGUCAUUACUAUCACACAGACUGUUACUGUUCUAUCUCCAACAAUUACACAAUAUUCACAAUUGUAUGAAAAAUAUCCACAAACAUUAACAUGUCCUUGUUCAAAAAUUUCGAUCGAUUACGGUACAUUUUUUCGUAUUGAAUAUACAUUCCAUCCAGUUUGUUACAGCGACUUUGUCACCGACAAUUGGAUUGAUUACCUUUCACAGUUUAAGACUGACUAUAUAGUAUUUUCUGAUGACUUUCGCUGGACAUCAACAUUGACAUUCCAAGCGUUGAGUACUCUUUGCCGAUUAAUGAAUAAGACCAUUGUAAAUCGUCUGACUCAGUUCUAUUCAAUGCAAUAUGUUAGUGCAUCUGUGACAUCCUUGAAAGAAUUUCAAUACCAGUCUGAAGGUUUCUUGACUACGUUUAACAUAUCGACUAGGAACGAUUUUGUGAAUUCACUCUCUACAAUACGAGAUAUAACUCAAAGUAACGGUUUAAUGUCUGGAAAACUGACUAAUUAUGGAUUCAUGUCAUCUAGAACUACUAAUAAUGUAGUUACAUAUACAAUACCGUAUGGUAGUUGUGAAUGUAUAACCUCAGCUAUUUGUACCGAUGAUUCAUCAAUUUGGAAUGCUAAUGGCAGGCGGAUAUUCUCAAUACCUGGUUUUUAUACUGGUUGUUAUGUGAUUGAAGCAUUACUUCGAUCCGAUCUCAGAUGUUUUUACAAUCAAGCAUGUAUCACUCGAUUACAAUCAUAUAUCAAUUCUUCGAUAUCGAUGAACAUAUCAGCAUUAGAUUCAUCAUUGUUAAUUUACUUCGACGAAACCUCGACCAUUCGAGAUAUUCUUACUCUGUUAAUGGUUCAACAAUGGAAUAAGUCGAAACUUCCUGAGAAUUAUUUUAAUGAAUGUAAACCAACAAAUUGCGUCUAUACUUAUGAGACAAAUAACAGUGCUAUUUAUAUUAUCACAACAUUAGUUGGGCUAAUAGGUGGUUUAAUAACAGUACUGAAAUUAGUUAUACCACGAUUAGUAAUGUUUAUAAGACGAAGAAAAGUAACCGAUGUAGAAGAAAUUGGCAAGACAUAUUCAAGAGCUUUUACUGUUGUAUCUGUGCAGAGUAAGCCAGCUGAGCAACAGAAUAGACAAAACAAACUUACACGAGUCAAGGGUUGUUUUUAUACAUUAAAUAUAUUUCCAUCAAUUCCUCCAUCUACCGAUGAACAUCAACUUCAUAAUCAACGGAUAUCUACAAGAUUAUUUCUCCUCUGCUUAAUUGGAUCAUUAACCAUUCUCCUUGUCUACAAUUCGCUCAUCACUAUCACACAAACUAUUACUAUCCCAUCUCCAACAAUCACACAAUACUCACAAUUGUAUGAACAACAUGGACAAAUAUUAAUAUGCCCUUGUUCAACAAUUUCAGUGGAUUAUAGGAAAUUUCUUAAUCUUGGUUACAAAAUUCAUCAAGUUUGUUAUAGCGAUUUUGUCAGCGAAAAAUGGAUUGAGUAUCUAGCUCAAUUUUCAGAAGAUAUAGAUCUUUAUGGAGAUGAUUUUCGAUGGCUAAGUCCAUUGGUAUUUCAAAGUUUAUAUGCUGUAUGUGACUCGAUCAGGCGGAUGAUUAACAAUCGUUUGAUUGCCUUUCAUUUCACUCACUAUAUUACUGCAUCUGUGAUAUCCGUAGAAGUAUUUCAAUCUCAGUUUGAAGCUUUCAUAUCUCAGUUUAUACAAUCAACUAGGAAUAAUUUCUUAUUCUCACUCUCUGCAAUAAGAGACACAACUCAGAGUAAUUCUUUAUUAUCUGGAAAACUGACUAAUUAUGGCUUCCGAAUAGGGUCUUCAAAUCGGACUCUGAGUGGAUCUUCCUUCACAUACGAUAAUUGUAGUUGUACCACUUCAUCGAGAUGUAGCUCUGGAUCUGCCGUAUAUAAUUCUGAUUAUGAGGUACUCUUCUAUGUACCUGGCUUUUAUACUGGAUGUUAUAUCAUUGAAACGUUACUUCAAUCGAAUUUGGUAUGUCUUUACAAUCAAACAUGUAUCAGCGAACUAGAAUCAUAUUUUAUUCCAUCAGUACCAUCAAAUGUAACAGCUCUUGUCACGUCGACAGCAAGUAAUUUUUCUCGAGAUUCAACAGUCAGAAUACUUGUUGAACAACUAAUGAUAGAAGAGUGGCUUCCAUCAAUAGAAUAUGAGAAGUAUUAUAACGAAUGUCAACCAAUUCAAUGUAGCUACACGUAUCAAAGAAAGAAUAGUCGUAUUUAUAUUAUCACAGCAUUAAUUGGAUUGAUUGGUGGAUUGAUUACAGUAUUGAAAUUAGUUAUACCACGAUUAGUAACGUUUGUAAGAAAGAAAAAAGAACGAGUAGAACCACAAAUAGGAGUAAAUCUUAAUCAACGAAUUUUACAAUUCAAAGAAAAAUCAAAGAUAUUUGUUAAGAAUUUUAACUUAUUUCCAUCAAUUCCUCCAUCUACUGAUGAACAUCAACUUCGUAAUCAACAGAUAUCUACAAGAUUAUUUCUCUUUUGUUUAAUCCUAUCCUUAACUAUUCUCCUUGUCUACAAUUCAGUCAUUACUAUCACACAGACUGUUACUGUUCUAUCUCCAACAAUCACACAAUAUUCACAAUUGUAUGAAAAGUAUCCACAAACAUUAACAUGUCCUUGUUCAAANGAGUAUCUAUCAACGAAAUGUUCUAAUUAG